AUGGCCUAUAUAAGUUGCUUUGGAGGAUCACUACGUCCAGGCAAUUCCAAUGGACGAACUGAAGGAGUGCAGGUACCUGCUGCCGAUGGCCUGCAAGGUGCAUCAACAGAUGGAGGAACAGAAGGAGUGCAAGCAGAUGCUGCCAAUGGCCAGCAAGGUGUGUCAACACAUGGAGGUUCCAAUAAUAACAAACGGAGGUUCUACUCGGACGACUUAAAGAUCGCCAUAUAUCUAGAGCUUUUGGCAAAAACUGAUCCUCCUAUUCUACGCCGCGGGGUUUCAAAGGGAGUUGCACGAGAAUUUGAUGUGCCUCUAAGAGUUGUGCAGUCCAUUUGGAAAAAUGGACAAACUGGUGGAAUAAAUGGUGUUGUGAACAAAUAG
Molecule: messenger RNA, 381 nt
Organism: Miscanthus lutarioriparius
Lineage: Eukaryota; Viridiplantae; Streptophyta; Magnoliopsida; Poales; Poaceae
Source: the annotation of a GenBank genome assembly